UUAGGUUAGGUCGCGACGGUCGAACGCGAAGCGAGCGACGCGCAGUGGUGGACUCGUUUAAAUUUAAUCCUUCGUUCGGGAAUCUUGCCGGAAAAGGGGAAAAAGGGUUCCUUGCGUCGAGGUUCCUUCUAAUGAUACAAUUUUGCAAUGAUUUGGAAAAACAGGAAUAAAGAUUUCGUCCGGUUUCAAAGCGGUCGAAAGAAGAUGUAGCGAGGAGCGACCGUGGUUGCCGUCAGCCGUGACAUCCGUGACCCUAACCAAGCGCGCGGCGUUACGUCAGGAAAACGAGUUUUCUUCCUCGAGAGUCGUCGUCCACUCGCCCUGGUAGGAGCGGAGAGCAAUCGAGGAGCGUUUCAGCCUGUGCAGUCCUCAGAAGUGCAAAGUCCACCUUACAACAGGCUACGCGACUGCAUUCCUGACAUAGCAGUUUGUUAGUCCGCGCUCUGAUAAGCGACCGUUAUCACGAAUUAUAUUUGAAUAUCUGCAACUGCUGUUAAAAACCGGGGCAAGAUGGUUCUCAAGCCAAAGGUCUACGUUGUCGGGGUGGGCAUGACAAAAUUUGAAAAGCCAGGGCAAAAGGACAGCGUAGAUUACCCUCAGCUGGCAAAGGAAGCUGUCACAAAGGCUCUGCAAGAUGCGAAUGUCUCUUAUGCCAAUGUCAAGGCUGCAUGUGUUGGAUACGUGUACGGGGAUUCGACGUGCGGCCAGCGGGCACUGUACGAAGUUGGCCUGAGCGGUUGUCCAGUAUAUAACGUUAACAAUAACUGUUCCACUGGUUCCACUGCAUUGAUCAUGGCCAAGCAGAUCGUCGAGACAGGAGAGGAUUGCGUCUUGGCCCUGGGUUUCGAGAAAAUGGAGCCUGGGUCCUUGACGUCCAAGUUUAUGGACCGCACCCAUCCGAUGGAUAAACACGUGGAAUUAAUGGCAGACAUUGCAGGUAUUUCUGAGAAACCUAUAACCGCCCAGUUGUUCGGCAAUGCAGGUAUCGAACACAUGAAGAAAUAUGGAACCAAACCGGAGCACUUUGCCAAGAUCGCCUACAAGAAUCACUUGCACUCCGUAAACAAUCCGUACUCUCAGUUCCGGGACAAGUACACUCUAGAGCAAAUAAUGAAGUCUCCUACAGUUUUCGGACCUCUCACAAAAUUACAAUGCUGUCCCACAUCCGACGGUGCUGCAGCCGUUGUCUUGGCAAACGAAAAUUUCGUUCGAAGGCAUCGCUUGGAAUCCCAGGCCAUAGAGAUCGUCGCGAUGGAGAUGGCCACCGAUCUGCCAUCGACCUUUGCUGAGCGCAGUGGGAUAAAACUUAUUGGAUACGAUAUGACAAGACGAGCAGCCCAAAAGGCAUUCGCGGACUCGAUGUACCGUCCCAUGGACGUGGACGUGGUGGAGCUGCACGAUUGCUUCUCGGUGAACGAACUGAUCACAUACGAAGCCCUUGGUCUGUGUCCACCGGGCAAAGGUGGAGAGCUGGUCGACCGAGGUGACAAUACCUACGGAGGGAAGUACGUGAUAAAUCCCAGCGGAGGACUGAUCUCGAAGGGCCAUCCCCUGGGAGCGACCGGAUUGGCGCAAUGUUGUGAGCUGUGCUGGCAGCUCCGAGGAGAAGCUGGCAAAAGACAAGUCCCCGGAGCCAAGCUGGCUCUUCAGCACAACAUAGGUCUAGGGGGUGCCGUGGUCGUAGCCCUGUAUCGCAAAGGGUUCCCCUCAGCCUCUAGGCCUCGAGCAAACGGAGUAAACGCCAAAGUGAACCCCGACCUUUUCAAGGCCAACGUGCUCUUCAAGGCUCUCGAGAUCGCCAUGCAGGAGGACACCGACGGGCUCAUCGAGAGGGUCCGAGGUAUCUACGGAUUCAAGGUCAUCAACGGUCCAGGAGGCGCCGAGGGCUAUUGGGUGGUCGACGCUAAGACCGGGAAAGGCAAAGUCGAGUUCAACGGCAAGACCAAGCCCGACGUGACCUUCACGAUCAGCGACACGGACAUCGUCGACUUCAUCUCUGGAAAGCUGAACCCGCAGAAGGCCUUCUUCCAGGGAAAGGUCAAGAUCCAAGGGAACAUGGGGUUGGCGAUGAAGCUCCCCGAUCUGCAAAAACGCGCCGCCAAAAAGAUAGAACUAAUCCGCGCCAAAUUGUAAACCCUCGCGCGACGAAGUCCAGAGGUUCGAUCAUUCCGUUAAAAGCUAAUAUAAAUAAUCGUUCGUCGAUCAAAUCGCCGAAUCGUGUCGUGGGUCGCGUUAAGGGGACGCGAAAGUGGCAUCCGAGAUAUCAAUUGUCCAUGAAACUUUUCUCCAAACUGGGUGCACCAAAUCGUUUCAACCUUUACAGCGUGAAUAUGUAGGCUAUAAGGA
Molecule: messenger RNA, 2346 nt
Organism: Orussus abietinus
Lineage: Eukaryota; Metazoa; Arthropoda; Insecta; Hymenoptera; Orussidae
Gene: ScpX
Product: non-specific lipid-transfer protein
Exons: 3
Coding region: 511-2133 (540 amino acids)
Molecular function (GO): acyltransferase activity, transferring groups other than amino-acyl groups
Source: RefSeq, a predicted model, not a curated record